AUGGAUACUUAUUUUAGGAGGGCCUAUAUAUCACCCUCAUCCUCUUCGGAAAUUAAAGAAGUUUUAUCUUAUAGUGAAAUUAGAGAUACUCCUACAAUACAAAGCCCAACUGGAAAAAAGAUGAGAUAUAAAAAUAGUCAAUCAUCUUCAAGUCAUACAUAUGAAAUUUUUCAAGACAAAUUAUCUGUUACCAAUAAGCAUAGUCCUUCUGGAAAAAGACAUUAUGCACAUGAAGAAACGAGAAUGAACAAUUCUGCAAGCUUGAAAAAAAGUAUAAUUUUUGAUCCUAAUAUUGGAAAGUGUGUAAAUAUAUAUACUAGAAGACCUGGUUGUGCUAGAUUAAAACUAGAUUUAAUAGAUUAUGGAAAUUCAGAUAAUGACAAAUCUAUAAGUGAUGUAUACUCAUCUGAAUAUAAAGUAGGCCCAAAUACUUUAAACCAACAACAUUUUACUGGUUCUUCACCUAUAGUCAUUGGUGAUAUUCGGGAUGAUGAAACUAAAAAAAUUCAAGCUAAAUCUUCAAGGGGUUCACGGGUUAAUAUUAGUUCAAUAAACAAAGAGCAUGGAUUUUACAUGCCUGACAAAAAUAGUUGUAUAGAGAACCAUUACAGAACUAAACUUAUCAUGAAUUCUAAUGGAAGCAAGCUAAUAUUUAAUAAUGGAUUCCUUGUACCUUCAGUAUUAUGA
Molecule: messenger RNA, 687 nt
Organism: Cryptosporidium muris RN66
Lineage: Eukaryota; Apicomplexa; Conoidasida; Eucoccidiorida; Cryptosporidiidae
Exons: 1
Coding region: 1-687 (228 amino acids)
Source: RefSeq, a predicted model, not a curated record